AUGCCUUUAAAAUUAUUUGGAAGAGAUCGAAUAUCAGUACAUUAUCAAGACGUCGUUCCAGCUAUAAAUAAUAUAGCUUCUCUUUCAGAUAACCAAUCGAUAGAUUCUUCCCCCAUAUAUAAUGAUUUGAAUCGUUCAGAUAGCUCGAUAUGGUCUGAACAAAACACACCUACAAAUACUCAUAAUAAUACAACAGCAAACGCUUUAAUAAUGCAGAAAUUCAGUUCAAUAUAUGAAAAGAUAAGACAUUAUUACAUUUACAAGAUAUCUAUUAUUCAUUGGGUUCUCUUGACAAUUUGGCUCUCUUUUCUUUUUAAAUUGACAAGAAUCUAUUACUCGUUAUAUAAUAAGACAACACUCGGUGCAUCAAUUCUAACUAACAUCAUCUUAUUUGGCAUUUCAGAUAUCUUAGCUCAAUCUAUUAGUUGCUAUUUUUCUCUACAAUUAGAUCCUUCUCCAAGUUUUAUUAAUAAUACUUCUCAUCAAUUUUUUAGAACCUUAGGUAUUGAAGAACUUUUCGAUAGUGAUGCUCAAUUGACUAUUCUUAAUACAAAUUCAUUAAACAAUACUGUCUCAAAUAUUGAAAAUAAUGAUAAUGAUAACUAUACUAUUGAAGCUGAUAGAAUAUCAAUAUUUAAUGAUUAUGCAUUACCAAAUGAUAAUGCUAAUGAGCCAAUGGCUCAUCGUCCUUUACUUGGUCCCUUUACGGAUACUCAAUCUCAUCCUGAUUUAGAAUCGGGAUUGCCAGAUAUUACCCAUAAUGAUUCUUUAUUGGAAAAUGAUUUAGUUGAAUCACGCGGUAAUCUUUUCAAAGCUGACGUAUUUGGGUUUUAUAGAUGGAUUUGCUUCAUGUUCUGGGGGUUUUUUAUUACAUUUUUCCAAGUCCCAUGGUAUAAAUUCUUAAAUUUCUUCUUCACUGAAGAUCCGACUAUCGUUAAAGUCUUUGAAAGAGUCUUAUCUGAUCAAUUAUUAUAUUCCCCAGUCUCCUUAUACUAUUUUUUCAAAUACUCCAACUAUAUCAUGGAACAUGGUGAUCAUGAAACAUUUAAAUUAAAGAUCAAAAAGUUAUACAUAUCAACUCUAGGUUGUAAUUAUAUGGUUUGGCCAAUGGUUCAAUUUUUAAACUUCUUAAUUGUUCCAAAACAUUUCCAAGUUCCCUUUAGUUCUUCCGUGGGGAUUCUUUGGAAUUGUUUCUUAUCUAUGAGAAACGCAUCAAGCUCUUGA
Molecule: messenger RNA, 1224 nt
Organism: Henningerozyma blattae CBS 6284
Lineage: Eukaryota; Fungi; Ascomycota; Saccharomycetes; Saccharomycetales; Saccharomycetaceae
Exons: 1
Coding region: 1-1224 (407 amino acids)
Cellular component (GO): membrane; cytoplasm
Source: RefSeq, a predicted model, not a curated record